Molecule: messenger RNA, 1431 nt
Organism: Babesia bigemina
Lineage: Eukaryota; Apicomplexa; Aconoidasida; Piroplasmida; Babesiidae
Exons: 2
Coding region: 1-1431 (476 amino acids)
Biological process (GO): transmembrane transport
Cellular component (GO): membrane
Molecular function (GO): transmembrane transporter activity
Source: RefSeq, a predicted model, not a curated record
AUGGCGCAUCAGUCGCAAGUAGGUACGCCUGUAGAAUCUAAGUAUGAUACUUUGGGCAAAUCACUGUACAACUUGGUGUCUUUCUUUGAAGGCUACGACCAGCAGGUGUUGUCCAUGUGUAUGAGGGCUUUCGAGUUGACAUUGGGUUUUUCUCAGUCUCAGUUGUCUACAUUGGCAACCGUAUCUACUAUGUCCCGCAUGGGGUGCUGCAUAAUUUGGGGGUUGCUGGUUGACAGUUAUAAUUCUAACUUAGUACUUGGUGGAGGUCUGUUGGUGAUGGGAAUGGCUUCGAUAUUCUUAAGUUCCGCGUCACAUUACAAAGUGAUUGUGUUCUUGCGCUUUUUACACGGCUUUGGAUUUGCCUGCGUCUACCCUGUGCAACAAAAGAUUGUUGCUGAUUCAACUAGUUCAGUGGGAGACAAGAAAGAAAGGGAAUCAAAGGCUAGUGGUAUGUUCACCAUAUUUCAGGCUUUAAAUUGCAUUGGAAGAUUGCUAUGCGCUGUCAUAACCACCCUUAUUGCACGCAAAGUAUUAUUGGGAUAUUAUGGCUGGCGCACGUCCUACGUUGUGUUAGGCUACAUAUGGAUAUUGUUUGGUACGGCAAUUAUAUUUGGAAUGAAAGCUGAGCGUUUACAAUCUACGGAUGGUUUUACGGCACUGUUACGUGGAUCCUUUGAAGGAGCUUUUAGGAGAUCAACAACAUGGAUUUUGAUAUUUACAUUAUUCAUCGCAGAAGCUCCAAUGUCUGCUUUUAAUUAUAUGACCAUAUACUUGCAAUAUUUGGGCGUAUCUGACACGAUGGCCGGAGUUGCCGUUGCAGUUACGUUGAUUGGCGGAGCAGCGGGUAGCGGUGCUGGCGGUGAAAUUAUAAAGCUAAUUGCGAAAGAAGCUGACGGCCCCGGAGAACUAGGUUCUGGUAUCGCAGUGAUGGUAGUCCGACUGGUUGUGUGCCUAUUAUUUUUCUUAGGGAAACCACCAUGUAGUAAGUUGCUUUGGUAUCACUAUAUAGAGUUGGCGGCGCUAGGUGGUACAUUGGUAACUGUUGGUGGUGUGGAUAGGGCCCUUCUGAAAAAAGCAAUUGAAGAUAAAUAUCAAGGCACAGCAGCUGCCAUGAUUCGUACCAUAUCCGGAAUAGCAAGCAGCGUGGUUCUCUUCCAGGUUUGUGCAUAUUUGACGGAGAAGGUGUUCGGCUAUGUCCCCUCCAGGGAGUCGUUUGAUACAAUGGCUACGGAUAUUAAAGAGAGAAAUUCGGAAGCCCUGAGAAAAUCUAUGAUGUACAUUAUAUUGGCAGGGACAUUACUUAAUGUUCUUUGUUAUGGAGCAUUAUUUGCUACAUAUAAAAGUGAUAGGGGCAAUGUGGAAUCAACAAAUAAGGAACACGAAGAGAAAGCAAAACCAUUACCUGUAUCGUCAUCAUCACCAUCAAAUUAA